Molecule: messenger RNA, 3057 nt
Organism: Prinia subflava (tawny-flanked prinia)
Lineage: Eukaryota; Metazoa; Chordata; Aves; Passeriformes; Cisticolidae
Gene: AUH
Product: AU RNA binding methylglutaconyl-CoA hydratase
Exons: 9
Coding region: 924-1835 (303 amino acids)
Biological process (GO): fatty acid beta-oxidation
Cellular component (GO): mitochondrion
Molecular function (GO): enoyl-CoA hydratase activity
Source: RefSeq, a predicted model, not a curated record
UUUAUCACAGCAUACAGAACCAUGUGCAACCUGGUUUCUGUUAUUGACCAUAGCUCCUUUCUUUGCUGAGUGCUGAUGCUACGACCAGGCCUGGCCAUGGCUGAUACAGGGGAAGAAGCAAGUGCUGCAGAGUUCAUGAGUCUUCAUUCUGGUGCCACCACACACAGCACAACAGAGCCUGAGCACAUUGCCUUUAAGGUGGGAUGUUCUCAAUUUCACUGCAAAUAAAUGUGCUGCACAACUUCCAGCAGUAUCACAAAGCCCUGAUGAAACUAAACAUCUGCAUUUACUGAUGAGAAAUUUGUCCAUGCACCUGCAGAUUUCAAGCUGUGUGUGAGAACCACAGAAUCACAGAAUGUCAAGAGGUUGCAGUGGACUUUAAAGAUCAUCCCGUCUCAACCCCCAUGCCAUGCCAUAGGCAGAGACAUCUCCCACUAGACCAGGCUGGCUCAAGGCCUUAUUCAACUUCAGUGCUGCAAAGGCUGGGGCACUCACAGCUUCUCUGGGCAACCCAUUCCAGUGUCUCAUUCACUAUCACAGUGAAGGAUUUCUUCCCAAAAUCUCACCUAAAUUUCCUCGCUUAACUGGUACCCAUUACUGCUUGUCCUGUUACUACAGAUCCUCCGCCCAGCACUUCCCUUCAGAUACUGGGAGGUUGCUAUGGAGUCUCCGCACACCCUUCGCUUCCUCUCCUCACCAGGCUCCCUCCGCCUGUCUUUGCAGGGGAGAUGCUCCAGCCCCUUAUCACGUUCAUGGCCUCCUAUGGACUUCCUUCAUCAGUUUCACGUCUUUCUUCUGUUGGGGACCCCAGAGCUGGAUGCGAGGUUCCAGGUGGGGUCUCACCAGAGGGAAGCAGAGCGGCAGCAUUCCCACCCUGUUUUUGACGCGGCCCAGGAUAGGGCUGGUGUUCUGUGAAGUCUCAGAUGUCCUCCGGCCGACGAGCCUUCUCCUGUCACGCACACCAGCGGGACGGGCCCGGCGCGGGAGCCGGGCCGAGCCGCCCCCUCCCCGCGGCCCCGGCGGCGGCGGCGCGGGAGGGGAGGGGGAGCGGCGCCCCGUGCGUGCCGCAGCCGGUCACGUGGGCGGCGGGACCGGGGCCGGGGCCGCGAGAGGCUGAGGCGGCGCCGGCAGCAGCGAUGGCGGCGGCGGCGCUGGGCGGGCUCGGCCUCCUGCGCGCCCGGCUCAGGCUCGCAGCCGCAGCCGCCGCGACCUCCGCCGCCCUCGGCCGAAGCGGCCACCGCGCGCCCCCGCUGCGGAGAGGCGUCGCCGCCGCCGCUUUCCCCUCGGCCGGGAGGAGCUACGGCUCCCAGGCGAAGGAAGAGGAGGAGCUGCGCGUCCGGUACCUGGAUGAUGAGCACAAAGGAAUUGUGGUGCUUGGAUUAAACAGAUCUCAUGCCAAGAAUGCACUUAGCAAAAAUCUUGUAAAAAUGAUAUCAAAAGCUGUGGAUGCUUUGAAAUCUGAUAAGAAAGUACGAACUGUUGUAUUCCGGAGCGAAGUCCCGGGGAUAUUCUGUGCUGGUGCUGACCUUAAGGAAAGGGCAAAAAUGCACUCAAGUGAAGUUAGUUCUUUUGUCUCCAGAGCAAGAGCAACUAUUAAUGAAUUGGCUAAUCUGCCUGUACCUACUAUUGCUGCAAUAGAUGGAACUGCCUUAGGUGGUGGCCUAGAACUUGCAUUAGCCUGUGAUAUACGGGUGGCAGCAUCUUCUGCUAAAAUGGGCCUAGUUGAAACAAAGUUGGCGAUCAUUCCAGGUGCAGGGACCAGUAGCAAUGAGAGUUGCAAAACUGGCUAUCAAUCAGGGAAUGGAGGUCGACUUAGUAACAGGUUUAGCAAUUGAAGAAGCUUGUUAUGCUCAGACUAUCCCAACAAAAGAUAGAAUUGAAGGCCUUCUUGCAUUUAAGGAGAAGAGACCUCCUCGCUACAAGGGAGAAUAAAAGAAUCUGAUGCCUUUAAAAUACAGGGGGAUAAAUGUACUUCUAUGAGGACCAUUAAGGUGCACUUUGCAUCUGCACCUGGAAUAUCACAGUCACCAAAGUAACAGCAAAUCAUACAGAUGUUUCAACAUUUUGAAUGUGUCCAUACUUGUACGAAGCUGAGGUAGAAAUGUGUGUCAGCUCAUGCUCAUUACAGUUUCUGAUGGUUGAUCUGUGUGUUGGCAAAGUCACUGGUUCAUGCAGCAUUUUUAAGAUUUCACAUGUAUUAAACAUACCAUUCCACAAUUGAAAAAGCUCUGUAAUUCUUUACAUAGACAAAAUGUAUCUGUGAUGUUAAGCAUAAAGCUGCAAUAUCAUUUUAUCAGAACAAGAGCAACUACUGAACACCAAAAAUAAGAAAUUGUACCAAAUAUGCAUUUAAAUGAUUCUGUAUAUCAGUAAAAAUUAUAUUUGAGUAUUCUAUCGGAAUAUCUAUAUUAUUAAUAAAGCUAGGGGAAAUUAAAAAGGUUAUAAUUUAGAAAAUGUUAAGCUUUGUUUAUCUUACUCUAUCCCAAGCAAAAUUAAAUUCACUUUGGCACUUAAUGGUGUCCUUUUGAUAAAGUUGUUGCCAUUAUGUUAAUUUCAUUGUGUUAAAUGAAGACAUUUUCAAGGCCAACCUUUAAUUAUACAUUCUUGUAUGUUAAACCUGGUUUUGUCCUGCGUUUUUCCAACAUCUCAUCUGAUCAGCACUGUAAUGAUACUUUAUAUUCACUAAAUAACCCAGUUAUUUUAAUUUUUUUGAUGAUUGUAUUAAAGAUGGUUGUACGGGGAUAUGACCAAUGUGCUGUAAUAGAGCCUAGAAUUAUCUUAUCCUCCGUAAUAUUACUUUUGCAAGUUUUAUGAAUGUAUAUUUAUAUACAACAGGGAUGAUGUUGAAAGGUUCUUUAUUUUGUGGUGGCCUCAGUGUUCUGUUUUGUAGCACAGAAAUUCAGUUUUCUUUUCAUACAUUUUCAAGGUAAGAAAACUUGUGAUUCAUACUGUGUAUUUGCAGUGGAUGCAGCAUAUACAGCAAAUAUCUGGAAAUAACCUCUUAGAAAGUAUUUUUUGUUAAUUUGACUGGAAAAUAAACAUGGCUUAGCAGUUUGA